UGUUUUUACCCCAAUAUAGGAAAGGGCCCGCGCCGCCGCCUUGGGCUACCCCGACCCCACCAACCCCAAUUUCGAGGCUACGUCCGAGAUGUACCACAAAACCCUCACUGAAUGUCUGCGACGAAUCAAAGCAUUCAAAGAUUUAGGAGAAGAAAAGAAGAUCGCCAUUAUGGUGGCAUCGCACAACGAAGAUACUGUACGUUUUGCCAUUGAAAAAAUGAAAGAAUUCGGAAUUGAACCUGAAGAUAAAGUGAUCUGUUUCGGUCAAUUACUGGCCAUGUGUGAUUAUAUCACGUUUCCUUUAGGUCAAUCCGGGUAUUCUGCUUACAAGUACAUACCAUAUGGUCCCGUAAACGAAGUUUUGCCCUAUUUGUCGCGGAGAGCCCACGAGAAUAAGGGCGUUUUGCAGAAAAUUAAGAAGGAGAAGAGGCUUCUUGGAAGUGAGAUUAUGAGGCGUGCGGUGACUGGGCAGUGGUGGUAUACACCAAAGGGAGACUACACCCCGGUUUAAAUGAGAUACGAAUUGGAGUACUUUUUUAUCGAGCCUCCCAGGGGUCUGAGUUAGAUAAGUAGUUGCAAAAAAAUUCAAAAGACAGUCCACCGGAUAAAAAGUCGCUUCUGUGUGGAAGAAUUUCGUCCAUAGGUAUAAGCAAAAGUCUGAUUUUAUUAAGGACAAUAGUUUAAGAGUAACAAGCUCGAUGAGGGCGAAAGUUUCACACAGAUCCGGAGUUUUUUAGCGCUUAGUAAUUAAUAAAUUUAGUUAGAUUUAUGAAAUUAUGUACAGAUGUUCAGUGUGUUUUAAAAAAUAAAAUUAACCAAAAAAAUACCGGGUGUUUGUCGGCGUGCUUGUGAUUAAAAUCGUUUCAAAAAUUUUAUUUGGAAGGAGGCGUCGAGUGGAAGGAAGAUAAAUGACGGUGAAUCUUAGUAAUUUAUUAGUUUGUUGAAAAAUUUGUAUCAUUUUUAUAGCCUGUGAUGAUAGUUUUUCUUGUUUUCAAUGUCCUAAAUCUGCCUUUGAGUAUUUUUUAAAUUGUUUAGUUUGGUGUGAUUGAAUAAAUUUAAUUGAAGUAAGAAGGUUGUCUGUUAUUUUUCUUUGUAAAUGUUUGUUGUAGGUCUAAGGAACGAGUCAAUUCUGUGUCCUUAUUAAACGUAAUGUUCUGACAAUAAGUACAAGAUUAAUAAAAGUUAUAAGUGUU
Molecule: messenger RNA, 1193 nt
Organism: Tribolium madens (black flour beetle)
Lineage: Eukaryota; Metazoa; Arthropoda; Insecta; Coleoptera; Tenebrionidae
Product: proline dehydrogenase 1, mitochondrial-like
Exons: 3
Coding region: 89-511 (140 amino acids)
Cellular component (GO): mitochondrion
Molecular function (GO): proline dehydrogenase activity; FAD binding
Source: RefSeq, a predicted model, not a curated record